Cicer arietinum (chickpea) is the source of this 1623-nucleotide messenger RNA. RefSeq names its product novel plant SNARE 11. The record is from RefSeq and is a predicted model, not a curated record. Lineage: Eukaryota; Viridiplantae; Streptophyta; Magnoliopsida; Fabales; Fabaceae. Gene Ontology annotation, molecular function: SNARE binding; SNAP receptor activity. Gene Ontology annotation, biological process: vesicle fusion. Gene Ontology annotation, cellular component: late endosome membrane; Golgi apparatus; endoplasmic reticulum membrane.
AAAACGGCCAAUUCGUUUAAAACCAAAAUAAAUAAAAAAGGAAAAAAAAUCAUAUAAUUUCUGAAAAAAAUAAUCACCAUUCACGAGGGAGAAGAAACAACACCACCACCCAACCAAUGUUUUGUUCGUUCUUCGUGAAUAACCGAACGAAUACUGUGAUCCAUUUCCGUUUGGGUCAACCACCUCUACAUUGCAAAAAUCAAAUUCUAUAAACGUCGUUUUGAUCCAUUUAUAAAAGCUGUUUGGGUGCAACACAAAUUUUAACCCGCAUUACAAAAUCUUCAUCCAAACAAAUCCUUUACAUCCUCAUUCAGAUCUCGCCGUUAGUGCGGAAUCUGAACGUUGAGGUAGAUCGUAUCCACCGUUGAAAUGGACCAGUUGUCGGCGAUCAGCGAGGAUCUGGCGGAGAUCGACGGACGCGUCGCCGACAAUUUCCGCGCUCUAUCAAAUGGAUUUCAGAAGCUGGAGAAGAUUAAGGAUUCGAGUAGACAGAGCAGGCAGUUGGAAGAGCUCACGGAGAAAAUGCGGGACUGUAAAGGGCUUAUUAAAGAGUUUGAUAAAGAAGUCAAAGCUUUGGAGGCUAGGUUUGAUAGAGAAACAACCAAAUUUUUGAAUGAGAAAAAGCAGUCAAUGAUCAAAGAGUUGAAUUCAUAUGUUGCUUUGAAAAAACAAUAUGCUAGCAAUAUUGAGCAUAAGCGAAUUGAACUCUUUGAGGGGCCCAAUGAAGGUUACACAGAAGAAAAUGUCUUGCUAGCUUCUGCAAUGUCAAACGAACAGCUAAUGGAUCAUGGGAAUAGAAUGAUGGAUGACACAGAUCAAGCCAUUGAGAGGGGAAAAAGGAUUGUUCAAGACACGAUAAAUGUUGGUACUGAUACUGCAGCAGCUCUUAAGGCUCAGACAGAACAAAUGAGCAGAGUUGUCAAUGAGCUGGAUUCUAUCCAUUUCUCCAUAAAGAAAGCAUCUAAACUGGUCAAGGAAAUCGGUAGGCAGGUUGCUACUGACAAGUGUAUUAUGGCAUUACUUUUCCUCAUUGUCAUUGGAGUAAUUGCUAUCAUUAUUGUAAAGCUUGUGCAUCCAGAAAACAAGGACAUUCGCGACAUUCCAGGAUUAGCUCCUCCGGUCAUGAACAGAAGACUGCUAUGGAAUCACAGUUGAUGAUAUAAAGUGAAUAUUUUGAUGAGCUUAGACAAGUGACGACUGCUUUGGAGACGCACAAGGAUUAAAAUGAACAUUGUGAUGAGCUCAUCAAAUUGAUUUCGUGCAAUUUGGUUUGAUGGUGAUGAGUGAUGACAAUGGAUGCAGCUAUUGCUCGAAACAAUGUUGCCAAUAAUUGUGUUGUUACAUAAUAGUGGGUUGAUUGGUUGGCCUCAAGCAUGAUAGAACAUUGAUCUAAGCCUGUACGUUUGAUUAUUUUUCUUGAACUGAAUUAUUUUUUUCUCAACAGAUUUUUAUCUGUUGAAUCAUAGGGAAAGCUAAACAAACGAGCCCUCUGGGAUUGUUUGUUGAUUGUAUUGUUUGUUGUCAAUCUUGUAAGUUGUAAUAUACGGUGGCUUUUAUUUCCGUUCCUUGAAAUAUAUAUUUUUUGUGACAGAUUCCUUAAAAAUAUACUUGAUGCUGAUGUUA